UGAGGUUGACGAUGUCGGUUAAAAUUGUCCAUACCUUUUUCGUCCUUUCUGUUUGGUCCCGACAUGAAUCUUCCUUUUAUUUGGCAUCAAAUAAGCCUAACGCCUGACUUUAUCAUUUUCUUAGGUCUGAAAAACCUCUUAUUUAACUACUUAAUUUCCUAGGACACUGGGGUUAUCAUUCUUGUGACUGUUUCAAUAUUUAAGAGCCUGUGCCUUGAAAGUCUAAUAUAUAUAUAUAUGUGUGUGUGUGUGUGUGUGUGUUUUUGGCCUUCAAUACAAACUUUUUAUCUCGAGACAAUGAGAACCAAGCGAGAGAAGCGCUCUGAGGACUUUUGGCCUUCCAUGGUGAUGAAAAAGUGGUUGAAUAUCAAGCCUAAGGUGUAUGAUUUUGGUGCAGACGAGGUUGACACCGAAAGUGAAGAUGAUGUGUAUUCUCUUAAGGAUGAAAGAAUGCACGUGUCUGAGGAUCUUGCCCAUAGAACACAGGAAAACCAGUUCAUACGCCCCGGUCAAACUUCAGGUUAUCAGUCAAGACACAAGAGAGGGAAAUCAGAAACUUUGCGUGUGCAAUACAUAAAUACAAAGCAUGUGAGGGUGACAAUUGGCACUUGGAAUGUUGCUGGAAGACUUCCACACGAAGAUCUUGAGAUUGAUGACUGGCUUUGUACAGAAGAGCCAGCAGAUAUUUACAUUAUUGGUUUCCAAGAGGUAGUCCCUUUGAAUGCUGGGAAUGUACUGGGAGCAGAGGAUACCAGGCCCAUUCCAAAAUGGGAGGAGAUCAUACGAAAAACUCUCAACAAGUCUUUGGAACCUGAAAGCAAACACAAAAGCUAUAGUGCCCCAUCCUCCCCUGUGUUGAGGACUUCUUCUGUUGCUGACAGGCUUGCAUCCGAGGCUGAUGCUCAUUCAGUAACAAUGAAGAAUGAGGAAUAUGUCAGGACAACAAAAUGUUAUGACAUGGAACCAGAGGCACUGGGUAAAGGAGUUAAUAUUGGAAUGAAUUUACAAUUGAAGAGAAUAUAUGGCAUUGAUUGUGACAGUAGAUUAGACUGGCCUGAGCAUUCAUUAGACGCAGCCCCUCAGGUUAUCUCCUCCAAUUUGAAAUUGCGAAGAGUCUUUAGCAGUUCCGGAAGAAUUGGCUUUAACUUGACGGAGAAUUCUCUGCUAGGGAGUCCCAAAAAUUUUGCAUUAGAUGGUAGUAGAUUGAAACGUAUGCACUAUAGCUCUGGUAAUCUAGGCUUGAUGUGGAUGGAGCAGAAAGAGAAGCCUGAAGUUCUUGAUUCUCUCUCUGAUGUGUCCAACACUUUUUCUGAUGAGGAAUAUGACAAAUUUCUUGAAUUACCAGAGGAGCAGCAUACUUGGGAAGUUAGUGAAAAUGAUGUGAAGUCAUGUCCUACAUAUGUGAGAGUUGUCAGCAAGCAGAUGGUAGGGAUAUAUGUAUCGGUUUGGUUGCGCAAGAGGCUGAGAAGGCAUAUUAAUAAUUUGGAAGUUUCUCCCGUUGGAGUCGGUCUAAUGGGCUACAUGGGAAACAAGGGCUCUGUUUCUGUAAGUAUGUCAUUGUUUCAAUCACGGAUGUGCUUUGUUUGUUCUCAUCUGACCUCUGGUCAGAAGGAUGGGGCUGAGCAGAGGCGAAAUUCUGAUGUGUAUGAAAUAAUACGGCGUACCCAUUUCUCAUCUAUCUUCAAUACAGAUCAACCACUGACUAUUCAUUCUCAUGAUCAGAUAUUCUGGUUUGGGGAUUUGAAUUAUCGUUUCAACAUGUUGGAUGCUGAAGUUAGGAAACUGGUUGAUCUUAGAAGGUGGGAUGAACUUCUCAACAACGAUCAGCUAAGCAAAGAACUUCGGAGUGGGCAUGUAUUUGAUGGAUGGAAAGAAGGGGGGAUAGACUUUCCACCCACUUACAAGUAUAAAAUCAAUUCCGAUAGAUAUGUUGGUGAGAACCUAAAAGAAGGGGAGAAGAAGAGAUCUCCGGCCUGGUGUGAUCGUAUACUGUGGUUGGGAAAAGGUAUAAAACAACUUUCCUACAAAACGGCUGAAAUAAGACUCUCAGAUCAUCGACCAGUUUGUUCAGAUUUUUUGGUUGAAGUUGAAGUCCUAGACCAUCGGAAGCUGCGAAGGGCUCUCAAAUCCAACAGUGCAGCAAUGCAUUCCGAAAUUUUCCUGGACGAUUAGAUUUGGAAUGCGUGAAUCUUAGCAGAUACCAGGCAAAACAAAUCAUGUUGGCAAUGGCAGCAACAUUGGUACUUCUGAUCAAUCAUGUUAGAAGCUUACACGAAAUUGGUCGUCACGGUCGAGUAACUGCAGCUUGGAACACAAGUAAAGACCUGAGUAAGGUCAUACAACUGUAAAAUCCGAAAACAGUUGAUAGGAAAAACAGAUGAAUAAAUGUACAUACAAAAGGCCUAAUACAUUUGUUUUCUGUUUUUGUUUACAUAGUAUUUUCUUUCUUUACGUUUUAUGAGUUUGUGGAGCUAAAAAAACAAAAAUUUCAUCUGCGACUUUACCAAUAAUUGGAUAUACAUGCAAAUUUUUGAGCUUGGUUUA
Messenger RNA from Carya illinoinensis, 2544 nucleotides. RefSeq names its product type I inositol polyphosphate 5-phosphatase 2-like. The transcript has 11 exons. Gene Ontology annotation, biological process: phosphatidylinositol dephosphorylation. The record is from RefSeq and is a predicted model, not a curated record. Gene Ontology annotation, molecular function: phosphatidylinositol-4,5-bisphosphate 5-phosphatase activity; inositol-polyphosphate 5-phosphatase activity; phosphatidylinositol-3,4,5-trisphosphate 5-phosphatase activity. Bases 238 to 2172 code for a protein of 644 amino acids. Lineage: Eukaryota; Viridiplantae; Streptophyta; Magnoliopsida; Fagales; Juglandaceae.